Colossoma macropomum (tambaqui) is the source of this 1261-nucleotide messenger RNA. RefSeq names its product trace amine-associated receptor 13c-like. NCBI's taxonomy places the organism in Eukaryota, Metazoa, Chordata, Actinopteri, Characiformes, Serrasalmidae. Gene Ontology annotation, biological process: G protein-coupled receptor signaling pathway. The record is from RefSeq and is a predicted model, not a curated record. The transcript is spliced from 4 exons. Gene Ontology annotation, cellular component: membrane. Gene Ontology annotation, molecular function: trace-amine receptor activity. The coding region runs from base 98 to 1261 and encodes 387 amino acids.
UUCAUGCUUUAGUAUAAAAAUACAAGUCAAAAAGCCAAAUCGGUCAGUUCAGCAUUUGACGACACAGUUUCUACAAACAGACCUGCAUUUGCUACAGAUGGAUAACCUCACAGUUCAGUACUGCUUUCCUGACAACAACUUAUCUUGCCAAAAGGAGCUCCACACUCCAACCAACCUGCUCAUCCUCUCUCUGGCUGUGGCAGAUCUUCUCGUGGGAUUGAUUGUUAUGCCAGUGAAAAUAAUGGAGCUUAAUAACUCUUGUUGGUAUCUUGGAAAAGUGGCAUGCAUUGUUUCUGAAAUAAUCACUGGCCUCUUAAUGUUUGCAUCUCUCUGUAGUCUGGUUUUCAUUGCAGUUGAUCGGUACAUUGCUGUCAAUGACCCUCUACUGUAUUCCAGCAGAAUCACAGUUUGUAAAAUGUCUGUUUGCAUAGUUCUUGGUUGGUCUUUCUCUCUAUUUUAUAAUGUAAUUUAUUUUUACUUUAAUAAUCAUCUUCUGCCGUCUCAGAUUUACAUUAGAUGUUAUGGUGAGUGCGUAGUGUUUCUAAAACAUUCUUGGUUGAUUAUUGACCUGGUCAUUUUUUUUCUAGUCCCCUGCUCCAUUAUACUGAUCUUGUACUCAAUCAUUUUUAAUGUUGCGAGACGACAAGCCAAAGCUGUUAGAGCUGUGAUGAAUAUAAUCUCACAAAAAGUUUCAAGCUCUUCUGAAACCAAAGCUGCAAAAACACUAGGAAUUGUAAUAUUUGUUUAUCUUGCUUGCUGGAUACCUUAUUAUGUAAGCUCUCUGUCAGUUGAAAGUGUCACAUCUUUGUCGAUGGUGUGGAAUGUGUUUGGGUGGCUAAUAUGCAUUAACUCCUCUGUGAAUCCAUUAAUUUAUGCCAUAGUCUACCCAUGGUUUAGAGAAUCAGCUAAGUAUAUUUUAUCAUGUAGAAUAUUUGAAUCCUCAUCGAAUCUGAAGUGGAUGGCUCACCAGACUGACAGAAGCGAACCCAAGCUGUCUGAGUUGUAUUCCAGGGCCUACCAGGUGAGCCAACUCAGCCUGGAGCCAGCCCUUACACAACCCCCUCCCCGAGGAACGGAACCUGAUGUUCCCAACCCUUGCAGCCCAAUCCCGCCAGAGUGUCUGGAUAAGCUCACGACCCAGGAUGCGGCCGUAGCCCUCCCAGUCGACCAAAUACUGGGUGCUUCCCCACACCCGCCAGACAUUGAAGUGUGCCAUCAAUUAUUUGAGGGGCAGGGGAGGCUCACAACUGUGUUCCCCUAG